This is a messenger RNA of Coprinopsis cinerea okayama7#130, 1029 nucleotides long. RefSeq lists its product as hypothetical. The transcript has 5 exons. Gene Ontology annotation, cellular component: plasma membrane. The record is from RefSeq and is a predicted model, not a curated record. Gene Ontology annotation, molecular function: G protein-coupled receptor activity. Bases 1 to 1029 code for a protein of 342 amino acids. Gene Ontology annotation, biological process: adenylate cyclase-activating G protein-coupled receptor signaling pathway. NCBI's taxonomy places the organism in Eukaryota, Fungi, Basidiomycota, Agaricomycetes, Agaricales, Psathyrellaceae.
AUGUCACUCGGCACACUGUUGGUUGUGCAGAGGAUAACUGAAGGGACGCUGUGCACGGCGCAGGCUGUCAUCAAGCAGAUUGGUAUCAAUGGUGUGGCUUUGACAUCACUGGCCAUUGCAAUCCAUACAUUCUCGGUGCUCGUGUUGCGAUGGAGAGGUCCCACACAUAUCUGCAAGUACAUGACUGCAGGAGUUUGGAUCUUCACAGCGCUCGUAGUCGGUAUACCCAAUGCCGUUCAUCGAAACGAGAUCUACUAUGGUCGGAAUGGUUUCUGGUGCUGGAUCCGCGACGAGUAUAAAGUCGAGUUGGUGGUGUCAGAAUACCUGUGGGUAUGGUUGGCGGCAUUCCUCAUGGUCGUUCUGUACACUCUCAUGUUCUUGGUGAUGAGGGGCUUUAUCGUCGUCGAGAGGGGUGUCCGUUGGAGAGGUUCAAACGGCGUCAAUGUGAACCGUCAUCACCACAACGAUGAGAUGGACGAGGAGGAGAGGGCGGUUAGAACUAUUGCUAAUCUACUGCUAUUCUACCCAGCUGUCUACGUUGUUUGCGUUUUCCCAAACAGCCUCACACGAUGGCUUGCGUUCAGUGGUCACAAACCUCCAUACCAAGCAACUCUCUUUGCCAGCUCCAUCUUCGCUUUUUCAGGGCUUUUCAACGUGGUAUUAUUCUUCCUCACUCGACCUGAACUCGUCAAAGGACCAUCGACAGAAACACCUCCCGAAUCGCCCAUCGUGCCUCACACCAAAUACGGACACCUUCCGGCUUUCCGAGAUGGAAACGAUGGUCUCAACCGCGGUGCGGUCAACAUCGAUAUUGAGAAGGCAGAGGAGAAUGGAGGGUAUGGCACGAGAGUCCUGCCAGACUCGCACCCGAUCUAUCAAUCUCCAAAUCCCCCGCCUAGGUCUUUGUCGUCGUCCACUGGCAACCACUAUGCGUCUUCGAAGCUCUCUCGGCCCCGGACGGCGGAGACCAUGCCGGAGGAGGACGAUGACGAGGAGGAUUAUGGCCGGUUGCCUGAUCUGCGGAAGUAG